UUCAUAUAUUUUCAGAAAAAUCCAAUUGUUAUAUAAUGUUCGAAAAUAUGAAAAGAGCACGCACGGUUGUAGUCUGACGCUCUGAAACUACAAACAUGGCGUUCAAAGAGAUUUGGCGCCAGCGAGUGUCCAACUUCCUCUUCCAGGUGGUGACUGAUCGAUUAACAAUCGAUCGAUGAGCUACAGCACAGGUUUCAUGAUGUCCAGAUAUUCUACAGAUUUUGGCUAUGGGCGGAAAGAAUCUCAUAAGAACAACUGUAGCGCCAAUGGAGCAAAUGUUUCGUCUUUAUUUAAAGAACGGACUUUGUCCUUCAGUUGCCUAUCUGCUCCCACUAGAACCAGUCUAUGCACAAAAACAGACCAGUCAAAUGUUACCAAGCCACGACACGUGGCUAAUGGGUACUUGAACCAUGAUAAGGAUAAGGCUAGCAAUGCAGCUCCUGUAAGGGCGAAAAGGAAAGAAACAUUUUUAGCUGCAGGAGGCAUUGUGGUAAACGGGACCACCGAUGAGCCCCAUGUGUUGGCCACCUCUGAGCAAAGAGCAACAAAACCUGGCCCACCUGAGACAGCAAAGGUGAAAAACAAGAGGAGGAGUAAAAAAAGGAGAAAGGUCUGCAUUGAAGGCACACAAUGUAUCUUAAGAGGCACUGAAUUUGCGGAUCGAAAGAAGUUAACAUUGCAGCCACCGGAGGAGGAGGAGGAAGACUGGGAAAAAGAAUGUGAAGCUCACUUGCAAAAGACACUUGCCCUUCAACCUUAUGGUACAGAAGAUGCAUUUGCGAUGGCUUUUCAGGAUUUAACAGUGAAACAAUGGGAAGAUGUGCCAAGCACAGCCAGUUACAAUCCAGCCAUCCACCACCCAGGCCCACUCCGGUUGUUCCGCUCCAGAAUCGCUAUUGAGCCUGAACAGUUUGCCGAUGCGUAGGUCCGCUUUCUACUGAUCAUCAUGAUUUGCUGCAGUCCAACUUGUUAGCCCUUAAUGGCAGUUUUGAAGAUCAAGUUUGAGUAAUUCUGAGGUUUGUUUUCGUCAUUGAAAACAUAAGUUGAAAAAUAUUAACAUACUUGUAAUUUGUUUUUAAAAGUGAAUAUGAGAUAUUAUAUUGUAGCUUUUAUUUCAUAUUGUUACAGUCCGAUUUUACUAUUGUUUGUCGUUUUGAAUGUUUUUGCCAGAUGAAUACGACUUUUUUUAUUCAGUUUUAGUAACAUUUUAGUCUAAGCGCUUUUAAUUUCCAUUACUAAUCAUUGCAGUUGAUCAUUGAGUUUUAUUAGAUAAAUAAUUGGAGUUUUCAAUCCUGUGCAGUGUACAAUCAGUUUUACUUGCAUAACGCCGCAUGUAAAAUCCAACUAGUAGAUUGUCAUUUAUUGGCUCUGACCUGCUAUACACUUGCAUAACUAAAAUAAAUCAGAUGUUCCGAAGCUUAAA
Syngnathus acus (greater pipefish) is the source of this 1423-nucleotide messenger RNA. RefSeq lists its product as uncharacterized. The coding region runs from base 176 to 925 and encodes 249 amino acids. The record is from RefSeq and is a predicted model, not a curated record. NCBI's taxonomy places the organism in Eukaryota, Metazoa, Chordata, Actinopteri, Syngnathiformes, Syngnathidae. The transcript is spliced from 5 exons.